Molecule: messenger RNA, 348 nt
Organism: Didymodactylos carnosus
Lineage: Eukaryota; Metazoa; Rotifera; Eurotatoria; Philodinida; Philodinidae
Source: the annotation of a GenBank genome assembly
AUGCCACUACUAACUGCAGCACAAGUUAAUUCAUCAGCAUUGUGUAGUGAAUUUGAUAUGGCAUGCCAUGCAAAUAAAGUUGAUGCGGUUCAAAAAAUGCUUGAAACAAUGACGGUUGAUGAUAUAGAUAAAAUGGAGCCGAAUGGUAGUACUGCUCUACAUGUCGCAUGCUAUAAUGGAUAUAUCGAAAUCGUUAAACUGUUGUUGGUUGCUAAUGCAGAUCUAUCAAUAAUGAACAGAUAUAAAUGUUUACCGUUUGAUGAGGCCUCUACAGAAGAAAUCAAAGAACUAUUUCUUCGUACACCAACCAGUAAUCGUUUAGUGUCGAAUACAGGUGCUAUUGAAUAG